AUGCGGUUCCCUCUGAAUACAACAACAACAACAAGAGAUUAUGGAGGACAACCAAUGGAGGAAGCAAGUAUCGAGGCGUCCCCAGAGGGUGAUGAAAACACACAGUCAACAGAUGGAAGUGAAACAGAUGCGACUGAUGAAUUGGAAAUCUCACUCCUACCACAAUCCCCGGUCCUUAAUGAUGACAAUGCUGUCGCUUAUGUCACACCAGAGAAUGCUGAGAAGGAGCCAGAAUCCCCCGCGGAGAAGGAGCCUGAAUCCCCCGCGGAGAAGGAGCCAGAGCCCACAGAGGACAACGUCUGA
Molecule: messenger RNA, 303 nt
Organism: Knipowitschia caucasica
Lineage: Eukaryota; Metazoa; Chordata; Actinopteri; Gobiiformes; Gobiidae
Source: the annotation of a GenBank genome assembly